This is a messenger RNA of Rotaria sp. Silwood2, 2115 nucleotides long. NCBI's taxonomy places the organism in Eukaryota, Metazoa, Rotifera, Eurotatoria, Philodinida, Philodinidae. The record is from the annotation of a GenBank genome assembly.
AUGAGAAAAUCAACUCCUAAGUUUGGCCAUAAUGUUAUUCAAAAGGGUCGUAUAAUAUCAAAACCUAUUGUUCAACCAAGACCUGCUGAUCAAGUUGAAAUGCCUGAAUUACAGUCAGAUGAUAAAAAUCGAAAUAAGCCUAAAUAUAUUACUCAUGGUGAUAUUCUUUUUUCGACUGACGAAAUUCAAUCUUCUCGUUCGAAACGAUUCAAACGUAAAAUAAUUUCUGAGACAAAUAUUUUUGGUCUAAGUAAUCGAUGGCCACUCGGAAUCGUACCUUAUGAAUUUAUAUCAGGAAUAGAUUAUCGUGUACAACAAAAUGUAUUGAAUGCUAUUCAACAUUGGCAUGAACAUACAUGUAUUCGUUUUGAACCUUAUAAUCCAUCACAUCAUUGGAAUAUAGGUGCAAAAAUUAUCGUUGAAGAUACUGGAUCAGGAUGUGCCACAUUUGUUGGUUACAAACCAGCUUCAAAUGGUUAUUAUCCAACUUAUUCUCUUUAUUUACCUGUAACUUGUCCACUUGGUUCAGCUAUUCAUGAAUUAGGACAUGUUAUUGGUUUUUAUCAUGAAAUGGCUCGUGCAGAUCGUGAUCAAGAAAUAAAUAUACAGUUUCAUUUAAUGUCAACAAGUGAAGCAACACAAUAUGAGAUAAUGUUACUUCCAAUACAUGAUUAUUAUGGUCAACCUUAUGAUCUUGGUUCUAUAAUGCAUUAUUAUCCUACAAAUGGUAUGGGAGCUCGUGAUAAUCGACGUACGUUUCUCAUGGGUCAACGCGCAUCAUUAUCAUAUCUUGAUAAAAAAUUAGCAAAUUUAGGUUAUCAUUGUGAUGAUAUAUGUAAAACAAAGCCUAUAUGUGAAAAUGAAGGUUAUGUUAAUCAACAUUGUCAUUGUACAUGUCCAGAUGGUUUUUAUGGUGAACAAUGUAAUUUAUUACAAGGAUAUUUAACAACACCUUGGCAUCUUCCAGAAAAUAAUUUUAAUUUUAAUUCAAUAGAAAAAGAAAAACCUCAAACAAUGUCAAUGCCAUUGUCAAAAACUUCGACAAGUGAAACUUUCACGAAUAAUGGUGUUCGAUGGCUUGAAUGGAGUGAUUGGUCUAAUUGUAGUGAAUCUUGUGGUAGUGGUGUUCGUGUUCGUACACGUGUAUGUUCGAGCACAGUUAUCGAUGGUAGUUCAGAGCCAUGUUCUUUUUUAAGAGAAGCUGAUAUUAUUAUGAGUUGUACAUUUGAUCUUGCUGAUGAAUUAUGUCCAAUAAGAAUUAAUAAUAAUAAUUGGCAAAUACAAGAAGGAAUACAAGCAGAUCAAAUUCAACCUAUUAAUGAUCAUACACUUGGAGAUGGAAAAUAUCUUAUUAUAACUGGAAUUAGAAAUCGAUUGAAUGAUUCAGAAAAAUUUCAAUUAGGUCCAUUUACUCAUUUGAAACCGUCGAAUGAAAAAAGUCAUUGCUUACAAUUUUGGUAUUCCAUAUAUGGACAAGGUACUGGUAAACUUACCAUUGCAUAUAAUAAAACAAAUGAUUAUCCAAAUGAAUAUUCAUUUACAUUUAAUUGGAACGAUCAAGACAAAAAUUGGAAACAAAUUCAACGAACAAUUUCAAAUGUUUAUGAAUAUAAACUUAUUUUUGCAUAUGAAUCAACAACAUCUGAAUAUGAUUAUAUUGCUAUUGAUGAUAUUAGUAUUAUCAAUGGAGCAUGUGUGCCAAAGAAAAUAAAUAAUCAACGUCGUCGAAAACGACGACAAAUUAACCCAGGUUGUAGUCGUGUUAUUGAUUUAACAACAACGAAUACAAUUGCAUCAAUAACAUCACCAAAUUAUCCAAAUUUUUACCCAACAAAUGCUCAAUGUUAUUAUUACAUUCGAGCACCACAAACUUAUCGAGUUAUACUUCAAUUUACAGAUUUCAAUAUACCGACAUAUAACAGAAAUAGUUGUGAUGAUUCUGUUGAAAUACGUUAUUAUCAUCUUGGACAACCAGGUCCAACUUACUGUGGAACAGGUGCUAAUUCUAAUAAUUUACAAUUUGUUAGUUCAAAAAAUUAUAUAAUGAUUGUUUUUCGAUCAGAUCAAAAUACUGCUGGACGUGGUUUUCGUGCACAAGCGAUACUUGCUCAGUAG